AUGGAGAGACAAAACCAGUCCAGAGUUAGAGAGUUCAUUCUUCUGGGCUUUCCCACAUCUGUGGAAUUCCAAAUCUUGCUCUUUGUGGUGUUCUUCAUUGUCUACAUAUUGGUACUGACUGAGAACAUCAUAAUAAUGGUGACUGUCUGGAUGAACUUCAACCUCCAUAAACCUAUGUACUUCUUCCUGUGCAACUUGUCCUUCCUAGAGAUCUGGUAUAUCACUGUCACCCUUCCUAAGACUAUGGCAAAUUUCCUGAUAGAGAAUAAGCGCAUCUCCUUUGUGGGCUGCAUGAUGCAACUCUAUUUCUUCCUGGGAUUAGGCUGUACCGAGUGUGUGCUCCUUGCUGUCAUGGCCUAUGACCGCUAUGUUGCCAUAUGCUUCCCUCUGCGCUACCCAGUGAUCAUGACACGCCCUCUCUGUGUCCAACUGGCAGCUACAUCAUGGAUAAGUGGCUUCUUCAUCUCUAUGUGGAAGGUCCUCCUGAUAUCACAGCUGACUUACUGUGGUCCCAACAUCAUUAACCACUUCUUUUGUGAUGUAUCCCCACUUCUGAACUUGUCCUGCACUGACAUGUCCUUGUCCGAGCUGACAGAUUUCAUCUUAGCCUUGUUUAUCCUCCUGACCCCACUCUGUGUCACUGUCCUAUCCUACAUUUACAUCAUUGCCACCAUCUUGCGGAUCCCUUCUGCCAAAGGCCGGCAGAAAGCCUUCUCCACCUGUGCUUCUCACCUCACAGUGGUUGUCAUCUUCUAUGCUGCCAGCAUUUUCAUCUAUGCCCGACCCAAAGCCAUCUCUUCCUUCAAUUCUAGCAAACUGGUCUCAGUUCUUUAUGCUGUUGUAGUCCCUCUUUGCAACCCGAUCAUUUACUGCCUCAGAAAUCAGGAGGUGAAAGACGCUCUGAAGAAAACUCUGUUCAGGAAACCAGGGCUCUUGGCCUCAGAUAUGGACAUUGGAAAGGGGCAGAAAUGA
This is a messenger RNA of Gekko japonicus, 972 nucleotides long. Its product is annotated as olfactory receptor 226-like. The transcript has a single exon. Gene Ontology annotation, molecular function: olfactory receptor activity; G protein-coupled receptor activity. Gene Ontology annotation, biological process: G protein-coupled receptor signaling pathway. NCBI's taxonomy places the organism in Eukaryota, Metazoa, Chordata, Lepidosauria, Squamata, Gekkonidae. Gene Ontology annotation, cellular component: membrane. Bases 1 to 972 code for a protein of 323 amino acids. The record is from RefSeq and is a predicted model, not a curated record.